AUGCCACCAGCAGUCCUGUGUGCAUGCGCAGUUGGCAAAGGUGUUGCUGUUCUCAUGAAAGAACCUAAAGACAUGAGGAAGGCGUGUGCUUUCGAGGUCGAAGUCACAGACUACGACAAACGCGAAAUACACCAGAUGCGCGCGGCAAAAUUCCAUGGCCCUAGCGGACUUCCCCUGGUGCUCCGAAUCCAAAAUCUAGCAUCGGUAGUUCACGAAAGUGAUGUUGUCAAAGCACUCCACCAAGAGUUCCCUUGCAACAAGUUUCAUGUUUAUCAGAUGCUAGCCCAAAAAGGUGGUGCCCGGAUGAAUAAUUUCUUCGUGGUGUUCUCGGAAGCCCCCGCCCAUGUUGUCAAGAGUCUUUAUUUUCGAGAACUACCCAAGCACAAGGGAAAAGUCAGGCCCGCCACUCUAGUGGUGGAUGACGUGUGCUGUUCGUGCGAAACUCUGACUCCCCACUCCGAGGACAGCCCCUGCAAGUACUGGGUCUACCUUUGGACCAGCGUUGAGGGGAGAUACUUCUGUGGGAAAGGGCUUGCUGAGCAAUGGCUUGCCGAGAAACAGAGUGCCGAAGAGAAGACUGUGCGCCCCUUACAUUUCAAGCGGGCCGAGGAGCAUGCUACUGCACACAGACCGUUCAACUCCAGCAUCCCACAAGCCAACAGUGCAGAGGAUCAUACAUGGUUCGAUGCCCCCGGUCCAAGCAAGUCUGUACCAUGGUCCUCCGGGACUAUAGAGGCAGACAAAGCAAAAGGUCAUGAGCGGUUCAUCACCAGUCUCUAUUCUGGAGUCCCACGAGCAGAGAGUGCAAUCAGUCAUCAUGAGCGGCGAGAUGCUGGUCUAUUCUCUUUCGGAAGAUUCGACAGCUCAAAGAACAACGAUCAGAGAGCAGCACCAGUAUUCCAUCCUCUUCGUGAUGUGGAUUGA
Exophiala bonariae is the source of this 924-nucleotide messenger RNA. RefSeq lists its product as uncharacterized. The record is from RefSeq and is a predicted model, not a curated record. The coding region runs from base 1 to 924 and encodes 307 amino acids. The transcript has a single exon. Lineage: Eukaryota; Fungi; Ascomycota; Eurotiomycetes; Chaetothyriales; Herpotrichiellaceae.